Molecule: messenger RNA, 4769 nt
Organism: Prinia subflava (tawny-flanked prinia)
Lineage: Eukaryota; Metazoa; Chordata; Aves; Passeriformes; Cisticolidae
Gene: SUCNR1
Product: succinate receptor 1
Exons: 2
Coding region: 2909-3862 (317 amino acids)
Biological process (GO): G protein-coupled receptor signaling pathway
Cellular component (GO): plasma membrane
Molecular function (GO): G protein-coupled receptor activity
Source: RefSeq, a predicted model, not a curated record
UGCUGGGCUGGGGCUCUCGAGGAGGGAAGCAGCAGUGGCUGAGCAGGGCUCUCUUUGCACCUUUGCCCUCCCUCUGGAGGCACAUCUGGCUCCUGUGCUCCAUCCCAGAGUGUCUGGGGGUUACCCCUGGGGUCUCCAGCACCCCAGCACUCACCCACGGACUGGGCCUGUCUGCUGCCAGAGGCAGUUCCCCUGCAGUUCUAUUCCUCCCACAUUUGGAAUUCAGUAACAGCCUCUUAGUGUUCCUGAGGAAGUUGGGCUUUGGGGUUUUGCUCAGUAACGCCUUUGGUCUGAUUUUUCUAUACAGUUUUAGGGUCAUGUCCACAAGAAUGUUCCCUGGGAUGGGCAUUCCUGGGUUGUAAAUGCUGAUGGAAUGAGCCCAGUUGGGGUUUCCAGGAAGACAACCUUGCUUAAGAGACUGCUCAGGGGCAGGAUGGCUGUGGUUUUGACUUGGGGCCCUGCCCACAUCCCUCAGCAGUGCCCUGCUGUCACCCAGGCUGGCUGUGGUCGUUCUCUGCCCUGCAGCACUGGGGUGUUGCUGCCAGCAGCUCUGGGUGAAGUGUUGGGCUCAGGUGGCUCUGCCUCCCCUCAGGGGUGCUGGAGGUGCCUGUCCAGCCCAGCUGGGGUGAACCUGGAUCCUCCCUGUCCCCGCUGCCACCAGUGUUGUGUUUCCUCCAUUGUGGCUCAGGCAUCAGCUGUGUCAGGCACUGAAUGCCUGCCUGUAAGGCAGAAGAAAAAUUUAUGUUCUAAGAAACAAUGCCAGCCAAAAUUUGCCAACCUUUCCUUAUGUGUUUUUAUAGGACUCUCUUGGAACCAGAAGUAAACGGCUUUUAAGCACCAGCACCUAAAUAUAGGCUCAUGAUUGAUUGGGCUGUGUUUUUUUGUUUAGGUUCCUAAAAUAGACUUUUGGGAUUGGAAAUGCCUGGUGAGGCACAAAAUGAGACAGUGAAAGUUGCACUAUUGAUGUUGCUGGCAGGAGAGGCUGGAGCUGCAGUAAGCAACCCAUUUAUCCAGAAAACAAGACAAACCACCACAAGGGAAGGCUUUGGUACAUCUCCAAAAGCCUUCCCUUGAAGGGAGGAUGGGGUUUGGUGGUUGACAGUCAAGGACAAAGCUCAGGCUCACAACCCUGUUUGGAGCCAGCUCUGGGUGCAGAGAUCAGACCCUCCUGGGAUGCCCAAGCACGGGGAGACUGAUCACAGACUCUCCUGCCACAGUGGCAGGUGUAUGAAGAGAAUUUUUCAUGCUUGCAAGUGAGUCAAGGAGGAAACAAAGCAUCCUCGAAGUAUCCCCCCCAUUUCCCAUUUCCUAAGACUCCUUAACUUCUUCUUGAGGUACUACACCAGUUAAAAAAACCAAAAAAAUCCCCAACAAACCCCCCAAACCCCAGAACCUGACAAUACCCCUGUGUGUCUGGUGUUGUUGGAAGUGUUGGCUGGGUUGUUCCCGUGAAGGGCUGGGGAGGGUCCAGCUGCCAGCACAGCUCACCCCACCCACCCUGGGGCGUGCUGCUGCUGCCCCAGGCUGCCCUCGGCUGCAGCCCGGGGUGAGCUCCCCAGCAGGGCCAGCACGGCUCCAGCUGCCCUGCCAGGAGCUGCUGGGCACGCCAGGGGUGCCAGGCACCAAACGAGAGCCCAGCUCAGGUGCUCCUUAUGGAUGGGGAUGCUAAAAGGCAAUGGAAUUACAGGUGCCAGCAUGUGUGACUGGGACAGCCUCAAAAUAACUAAGGGUUAGAAAACUGCUUAGCAGUACACUCAAGUGAUGCAAUAGUCACAGAGCUGUAAAGCAGGGACCAAUCUAAACCUAUUGAAAUUACAUCAAGGAGCAGUUCUUGCUCCCUCACCAGUUUUCUGAGGAGUUAGUGCAGCAGGAAGGAAGAAAUGCUCCAUUUGUUCAGCCCUAUUUUAUCCUUCAGUGCAACAGCAGUUGCCUGAAUGAACAAAAUAAAAGCUGGUAAAUGAGAAGCCAGCGUUGGUUAUUAGCCAUGGGGGAAAUUUUAAAUCAGCUUCUGUAUUGCCUAAAUAUGAGCUGAUUUAUUGGCCUUGUCCACAUUGAAAGGCUACAAUAGCUUUUUAUACAUACUAAUAGGGUUAAUAUUUGCUAACUGUGAAGCACAUCACAAUAAAGGGGAGGUGGGGGAAAGGUAGAGAAGCUGUGGCUGCCCCAUCCCUGAGGAUGCUCAGGGCUGGGUUGGAUGGGGCUUGAAGCAGCCUGGUCUAGUGGAAGAGCCCCUGCCCAUGGCAGGGGGCUGGAAUUAGCCACUGUGGGGUUUGGUCAUUCUGCAUUAGCAGCAUUCAUUCUCUUUCUAUCUUUGCCAAUAAUUUAUGUAGCAAUGAUGAGUAAGCAUUGGAGCGGUGAUGUGCUGCUGCAUGAGAACCGAGGGUUCCCCUUUCCACCAGCCCUGCCUGCCCCCGGGGCGUGGGAUGGGAGCAGGGGGUGUCCUGUCCCCCCGUGGGGCCGCCUGGUUUCCCGGUGGGUUCCCAUGAAGGGGAAGUGUUGUUUGCAUCUCGGCAGCUCAGCCCAGCAGAUCCCGCCUCAACUCGUUAAUGAUUGAAUCCUGCGCAAACGCGGCGUGGCGACAGCAGGACUGCACCCCGGGACCCCACAGCUCUGCCAGGACCCCACAGCUCUGCCAGGACCCCACAGCUCUGCUGGGACCCCACAGCUCUGCCAGGACCCCACAGCACUGCCGGGAUUCCACAGCACUGCUGGGACCCCACAGCUCUGCCGGGACCCCACAGCACUGCCGGGACCCCACAGCUCUGCCGGGACCCCACAGCUCUGCCAGGACCCCACAGCUCUGCCAGGACCCCACAGCUCUGCCGGGAUCUCACACCACUGCCGGGACCCCACAGCUCUGCCGGGACCCCACAGCUCUGCCGGGACCCGCAGCACCACAGCCCCGGGCAUGGCUGUGAAUGAGACCAGUGACUGUCUUCUGACAAAAAGAGUACUAGAAAAGUAUUAUCUCCCCACCAUGUACAGCUUUGAGUUCAUUUUAGGUGGCAUUGGAAACACCAUUGUGGUGUUUGGCUAUAUUUUCUGCCUGAAAAAAUGGAAAAGUGGCAACAUUUACCUGUUCAAUUUAUCCGUAUCAGAUUUGUUAUUUCUGUGCACUCUGCCAAUACUGGUGAACAGCUACUCCCAAGAUCAGUGGGCAAGGGAGGGUAUCCUGUGCCACAGCAACAGAUUCCUGCUGCAUGCCAACCUGUACAGCAGCAUCCUCUUCCUCACCGCUAUCAGCGUUGACCGGUACAUGCUCAUCAGACACCCUUUCAGGGACCACGUCCUGCAGAAGAGGAGAACGGCUGUCAUGGUGUCUGCUGCCAUCUGGAUCGGGGUGAUCCUGGAGCUGCUGCCACUGGUGCAUUUCCUGGAGCCUCUAACACCCAAAAAUAAAUACAAGUGUCUUGAUUACGCGAGCUCGGGAGACCCCACGACAAACCUCAUCUACAGCAUGUUCCUGACUGUCUUUGGUUUCCUGAUUCCUCUCCUGAUCAUGUGCUGCUUCUACGUGAAAAUGGUUCGUUUCCUUAAAAACAGGAGCGAGCAAAUCAGCUCUGCCCUGACCCUGGAGAAGCCCCUGGCCCUGGUGGUCCUCACGGUGGUGAUCUUCUCCCUGCUCUUCACUCCCUACCACGUCAUGCGCAACGUGCGCCUCGCGUCCCGAAUCCCGGCCUUGGGCCUCUCCGAGUGCACGCAGGGAAUCAUCAGCACCAUUUACGUCAUCACCAGGCCCUUUGCCUUUCUCAACAGUGUCAUUAAUCCUGUGUUUUACUUCCUAAUGGGCGACCACUUCAGAGAAAUGCUGAUGGCCAAAACAAGGCAGCUCUUGGGCAGGCUGACAGCCACUGGGAAGUGAAGGAGUAAGGAGACCACUCGUAAUGGGAGCGGUCUGGGAGGAAACUCUCUUAGGGAGAGCAUUCAGCAAUGUGCCAUUUUUUCCAGAUAACUUUAUUUAUUCAGUAGAAUAGGUAUGAGCUGAUUGUGUUCCUCUAAAUGCACCUGCUACCUUAUUGUACAGGAGGCUGCUGCUGAGCUGCCUGCAGCAAACCAGGAGGGAUGCUCUGCUGGCCCUCAGCCGGACAGCAGGACCCUGCUCUCGGACUGGGACACCCCACAGCCCGUCAAUACUGCAGCCAAAAGUCCAUCAGGUCAGCUCCUGGAGGGAAAACGCUGCUCUCAGACAGCUGACAUACCAUGUGAGCCACGCCGUGGGCCUGGGCUGGGACAAAACGUGCCUCCAUACAUCACCAGGACAGCCAGGCACGCUCACGGGGGCACUCACAGCCUCUCCUCAGCGUGUGGAGGUACCUGUCCUCAAUAUAACUGUCUGUAAGUGCCCGUGGAAUCUAUAGCCUGAGGCAGAAUUUAGACCUCGGAGUUCAACUUCAUUAGCAGUUCUGCUAAUGAACCAGGAGCUACUGAGGAGCUAGUCCCUGCCUGAUCCCUGCAGGAUCGAUCAGCAGCACAAGUUACUCUGCAAUGGACUGACCUGACUUCAAACAGACGGGGAGGGAUCGAUGGAGCAGCGAGUGCUGCGAGCCUGGGCUGCCCGGGGUUGCCGGGAGGCAGGGAGGGCGGGCAGGGAGGGUGGGCAGCCCCCUCCUGCAGGCACCCAGGGGCCCAGCCCUGCCCCGGGCCUCCCUGCUGGCACAGGAAGGGCAGAGCUGUCGGGUCCCACCCAGCUCGGGCUGGGUUCUGCUCUCGGAGGUGCCAGCCACCUGCAACGUGCUUCGCUUUGCUUUGGGUGCUCAGGUGGCACCGGA